AUGGGGCGAAAAGAUCUAUCAACAGGCGAUAGAAACUCGAUCGUGCAGUUUGUUCUUGAAGACAGCCAAGGUGGAAAGCCAAAACGGGGCAGAAUUCAGGCUGCUGCUGUCAAGUUCGGCGUUUUCCGUCGGACGGUGACGCGACUAUGGACUGCUGCAAAAAAACAACAGAAUCAAGGUCAGCAUAUGCAUUCAAUCAGUGGCAAAAUCAACAAACUACGACGCAAGAGAGUUGAAAUAGAUCUUCAAUUAAUUUCAACAUUGGAGCUAAGCAAAAGAUCAACCAUUCAGAGGCUAGCAAGUGGAAUAAAUUGCAGCAAGAGCACAGUUGGGCGAUGGAUUAGCAAGGGUUUGAUCAGGGCUCAUACUAGUGCGAUAAAACCCGACUUAACAGCCCCUAACAAGUUGCUACGUCUAAAGUUUUCUCUUGAAGCAAUCGAGUAUGAUAGAAUACUCAAGGUGCUUCAAUUCAAGAGUAUGCACAACACGGUGCAUAUUGAUGAGAAAUGGUUUUACAUAACCAAAGCAAAUCACCGAUUUUAUUUGACACCCGGAGAGGCCGAACCACACAGGACUUGCAAGUCAAAGAAGUUCAUAACGAAAGUGAUGUUCAUGUGCGCUAUGUGUAGGCCCUUGAUUGCAGAAGAUGGGACUGUGCUUUUUGAUGGGAAAAUAGGCAUUUUCCCAUUUACAGAAUAUGUACCAGCCAAGAGAAAUAGCAAAAACAGGGAGGCAGGCACACACCAGCAUAUGUAA
Salvia miltiorrhiza (redroot sage) is the source of this 756-nucleotide messenger RNA. RefSeq lists its product as uncharacterized. Gene Ontology annotation, molecular function: nucleic acid binding. The coding region runs from base 1 to 756 and encodes 251 amino acids. NCBI's taxonomy places the organism in Eukaryota, Viridiplantae, Streptophyta, Magnoliopsida, Lamiales, Lamiaceae. The transcript has a single exon. The record is from RefSeq and is a predicted model, not a curated record.